UACAAGUACCUAGGGAUAGCUGCUUUAUAUAAAAAGGAGCUGGAUUGAAAUAAAGUGUUACAUGAUGAUUUAAUAUUCACGUUAAGAAAAAAGUCCUUCUUGAUUUGUCCAAUUAUAUAUUUUUCCAAAAAAGAUAUUAAAAUAAAGAAAAUUAGAUUAUUAUGUUCUAGAUUCUAGAAACUACAUCUCUAUAUAACCUUACAAGUGGAACUAGUGAAUUUAUUUAUCAUGAGCUUGAAAAAUCUUUGCCCCUUCCUCUUACAGCUCAAGCAAUCUCUCAAUUUACCAUCUCUCAGGAAUCGAGUUCUCAAAAGACCAUCAAAAACUCACACUGCAAGUUACUUUCUCAGCAAAAAUCUCAGGCUUAGCCAACCAACCAUCGUGGAGAGUCACAGUAAAUCCAACAUGAAUAGCUUCAACAAAUGCGUCAACUCUGACCUAGAAACUCUCUACAACCGUCAUUUCAUACCAGAGUUAAAUGACUUAUACAUCGACCGUCCAACCGACAUGCUCUGUGCGUGUCCCGAUUGCGGAGCUCUCACUGGCCUCUUCAAAGACCCCACGGGCUCUAUCAAACGCGACGACAGAUCGCAAGUCAUAUUUGUCGAUGGAGCAUGUAGUGGAAAUGGACAAGCAGGAGCACAAGCAUCCUAUGGUGUUUAUUUCGGCGACGGAGCUAAAAACAAUCGUUCGGGUUUAAUCGAUAGAGAUCUCCCGCAAACUAAUCAAGUUGCCGAACUCGUUGCCGCUAUCGUGGCUCUUAAAAUCGCGAGGGGUCAGUUGUAUGAGGAUAUUGAGAAGAGAGUUCGUCGCUUGCCAAAUCGUCACAGUAUUCUUAUUAUUACCGAUUCGGCAUAUGUGGUAAAUGGGGCGACGAGUUGGGUGUUGGAGUGGAAUGAAAAUGGAUUUAGGACAUCGACGGGUGCGCCGGUCAAGAAUGCGGAACUCUUUGUGGAAUUGGAUGAUUUGAUUGAGGAGUUCAAGGGAUAUCAUGUUCCCGUUUGGUUCUGGCAUGUUAGGAGAGAGUUUAAUAGGUCGGCUGAUGCCAUGGCUCGUAUUCCUCUUUAUGGUGAUCAGGAGAUUCCUGCUGUGAUUCCUUUUAUCAGAGACUGAGGAAUGGUUGGGUGGUGCGUGGUGAGAUGAGCUAGCUAUCUUUCUAUGCAGGUGCGGUUAACUGGUGUCCUGUGAAAAUAUUGUGGUGUAAAUGGUGGGAUGUGGAUGAAGUAGAAGUCAUUCCCACGGGCAAAUUAUCUUGAGCACAUAACCUUGUAGUUGAUGUAGGAAGUUUGGGGACUAAAAGAUAUUGACACAGGUUAAAGUUUCGAUUUGAUAAGACUUAACUUACGUU
Messenger RNA from Sclerotinia trifoliorum, 1348 nucleotides. The record is from the annotation of a GenBank genome assembly. Lineage: Eukaryota; Fungi; Ascomycota; Leotiomycetes; Helotiales; Sclerotiniaceae.